Messenger RNA from Bufo bufo (common toad), 1641 nucleotides. RefSeq names its product cytochrome P450 2K6-like. Gene Ontology annotation, biological process: xenobiotic metabolic process. Gene Ontology annotation, molecular function: oxidoreductase activity, acting on paired donors, with incorporation or reduction of molecular oxygen, reduced flavin or flavoprotein as one donor, and incorporation of one atom of oxygen; heme binding; iron ion binding. NCBI's taxonomy places the organism in Eukaryota, Metazoa, Chordata, Amphibia, Anura, Bufonidae. The coding region runs from base 91 to 1560 and encodes 489 amino acids. The record is from RefSeq and is a predicted model, not a curated record. The transcript has 10 exons. Gene Ontology annotation, cellular component: cytoplasm; intracellular membrane-bounded organelle.
UAGAAAGAGAAGACUGGAUCCACGCAGGACCAACUUUUCUCCCACUUUUCUUGAUUUUCUUCUUCUGGAAUACAAUAACUUUUAUUCACCAUGGAUCUGGUCAUUCUUCUCUUCUCCGUCGUUGUCAUCCUAUUUCUGGCUAGUGCUUUUAAGAAGAAUAAACAAGGAAGUUCUAAAAAUUUCCCACCUGGACCACCGCCUUUGCCGAUCAUUGGUAAUAUGCACAUUGUGGAUGGAAAUAAACCCUACAGAACAUUUAUGCAGUUGUCUAAGGAAUAUGGUAAAGUCUUCAGUAUCAAGCUAGGACCAUCAAAAUCAAUUGUCCUAAGUGGUUAUGACACCAUUAAAGAUGCUCUCACCAACCAUGCUGAAAUAUUGACCACAAAACCACGUUUUCCAAUAUUUUCAUUCUUUACACAAGACAUUGGUGUCGUCUUCUCCAAUGGAGACAACUGGAAAGCGAUGAGAAGAUUUACACUCUCAACCUUACGAGACUAUGGAAUGGGGAAAAAAACCAUACAAGAUAAGAUCAUUGAAGAGUCUGAAUUCCUAACUCAGAAAAUAAGAUUGUAUGAAGGAAAGCCCUGUAAUAAUCAGAUGAUUUUUAAAGCUGCUGUAACCAAUAUAAUUGUGACUAUACUGCUGAAUAAAAGAUAUGAUUAUGAAGAUCCAACCGUACUGAGGCUUUUUGCUAUAGUCAGUGAAAAUACAAAACUUCUCAACAGUCCCUGGGUCAUGCUGUACAAUAGUUAUCCAUUUCUGUUUAAAUGGCUGCCCGGACCUCACAGAACAAUGAGUGAAAAUAUGAAGGAGCUUAAGAGCUUUGUAAGAAAAACAUUUAGAAAACAGAGGAAAGAACUGGACGUAAAUGACCAACGGAACCUUGUUGAUACCUUCUUAGCCAAGCAACAAGAGGGAAAUCUGGAAUCCACACAGUAUUACCACAAUGAUAAUCUGACUGGUCUGAUGGUAGAUAUGUUUUCAGCUGGAGUGGAAUCCACGGCAAUCACACUGAGAUGGGCUAUUCUGCUCAUGAUGAAAUACCCGGAAAUUCAGAAAAAAGUGCAAAAUGAAAUUGAACGAGUGAUCGGAUCAGCCUGCCCUCAAAUGGAGCAUAGAAAACAAAUGCCGUAUACAGAUGCCGUCAUCCAUGAAAUUAUUAGAUUUGCGGAUCUCUCACCAAUUACUUUCCGUUCAGUUACUGAAGACUUUACAUUUAGAGGCUAUUGUAUUCCAGAGGGAACAACUCUGAUUAUGCUCCUUCAUUCGGCUCUCAGAGAUAAAGAGUUCUUUGAGAAACCAGACGAAUUUUAUCCAGAACAUUUUCUUGACUCCAAUGGAAAACUUGCAAAGAAAGAUGCCUUCAUACCAUUCUCACUGGGAAAAAGAAGUUGUAUUGGAAAGAGCUUGGCUAAGAUGGAGCUAUUUAUCUUCUUUACGUCACUGUUGCAAAAUUUUAUAUUCCAUUCACCACCGGGAGCAGAACUGGACCUUACUCCAGGACUUGGGUUUAUUAAUUGCCCCAAGCCUUAUACAAUGUGUGCUGUACCACGUAGAUAGACUUUGGUUUACAUCAAUCCUUCAUGCCAUAGUCUUUUACAAACAUUCAGAAAAAAAAUAUAUGUUUUUGACAAACUUUUA